Molecule: messenger RNA, 744 nt
Organism: Rotaria socialis
Lineage: Eukaryota; Metazoa; Rotifera; Eurotatoria; Philodinida; Philodinidae
Source: the annotation of a GenBank genome assembly
AUGAGUUUGUUAACAUCAGCCUUAAAACAACAAUUUUCUCGUGAUCGACAAGUAUCCAGCUGCGUAUCUGAAGAAUAUUUACUUGAAGAAAAGCAACAACCAGAAGAAUUAUUGAUGCAGUUGUAUCAACAAGCAGAAUCAAUGAGUGUUUUGAUUAAUACAACGAAUUAUGAUUAUUGUCAAGUUAAAAGUAAAAUGAAUAUAACAUACGCACAUCGUCAAAAUCUUGUUAGAGAGAUGAAACCAACCAAAGAAAUUAUCGAAUUAUAUCCAGCUUUAUCAAUCACGGACUUGUUGAUUCGCGAAAUUAAUCUUCAUUUUGAUCCAUUUGAUGGUGAUAUUGUUCAAACAUUAAAAUUAAGUUGUACAAAAUUGUUUAAAAAAGAACAACCACUAUUCGUAUUGAAGCACUUGAUCAUGAAACGUUAUAAACACUCGAAAAAACUGUUACUAAGUCAUGAAGUAAUUGAUGCCUAUCCAAUAAUCCAAAUACAAACAGCUAAAAAUAUUAAAAAUUAUUCUAUUGUUAUUGAAUACAAUACAAUUAUUACAACGAAUUCACAAGCUGAAGCAAUAUCUAUUUUAAUUGGAUCGUAUGAAAUAUUCAAUAUAGAAUAUCCAACAAAAGUACGAGCAACAUUAGAAGUUCUGAAUGGUUUAUCAUUCAAAAAACGAUCAUUUUCCUUAUCAUUAGCUGCAAAACGAUUUUUAAAUGAACAUAAACUGAAUAAGCGCGCACUAUGA